Molecule: messenger RNA, 642 nt
Organism: Panicum hallii
Lineage: Eukaryota; Viridiplantae; Streptophyta; Magnoliopsida; Poales; Poaceae
Exons: 3
Coding region: 1-642 (213 amino acids)
Source: RefSeq, a predicted model, not a curated record
AUGCGCGAGUACCAAGGGCUACCUCCGGAUGGGGAGACGAGUGAAGAAGACGAACAGCAGAUUCUCGCAGCAUAUGCAAAUGGCCUACUUGCUGCUGCUCAUAGCCAGGCCAAGCGGAGCCGUUACAGUGUCAAACGCAUCAUGGUCAAGCGAAACAUCCGGGAGGGUUGGCAUCGGCUGCGUCUUGACUACUUUGACCCCCAAAAAGUUUACCCCGACGCAUUCUUCCGGAGGAGGUUUCAUGUGUCACCUAGGCUGUUUUGCCGUGUAGCAGAUGCUGUUACUGAGUACGAUGACUACUUCAAGGAGAAGGAAAAUGCAGCCGGGAAGAUGGGAUGCCAUCCUUACCAAAAGAUUGCUGCUUGCUUCAAACUGCUUGCCACCGCCUGCACACCUGAUUCUCUGGACCGAGAGUUUCGUAUGUCUGGCUCUGUCAUUAUGGAAAGCUUCAAGCAUUUCAUCCAGGGUGUGGUUGACCUCUUCGAACAACGCUACUUACGCAGCCCAAAUGAGACCGAUAUACAGGCCUUCCUGCAGGUUGCUGAGGACAGAGGGUUCCCAGGAAUGCUUGGAAGCUUAGAUUGUCCCCUGUUUUUGAUGACUUCGCCUCUUGUAAUGCCCCUGCUGUCAACUUCACCGUGA